This is a messenger RNA of Rhizophagus irregularis DAOM 181602=DAOM 197198, 372 nucleotides long. Lineage: Eukaryota; Fungi; Glomeromycota; Glomeromycetes; Glomerales; Glomeraceae. The record is from RefSeq and is a predicted model, not a curated record.
AUGUAUCGGAUUUCUGCCUGUGGAUGUAAUAGCCUUAAUGAGAAUUAUAUUCAAUUGGAUAAUAUCCUAUUUGAAAAACAAUUUUAUGAAUAUAUUGAUAUUCAGCCAUAUCUUCCAAAUGAUGUCGUAAAGCGAUAUCGAUUUAUAAAAGAUUUGCAGCUCAUGUUUCCAAUAGGUGUAUAUAGAUACCAUCAAGGCAAUUAUUUAGGAACUAUUAACUAUGUAUGGAGAAUUCCGAAGAUUGAGGUUUUUGAUGAUGAGCAUGAAACUUUGAAAGCAUGUAUGCUGACUAGGAUUCACGAAGAAUUACCUCACUAUUUUACACGGCAGAUGCGAAAGAAUGUGCUAAAUAAGGCAAUAAUAAUACAAUAA